Molecule: messenger RNA, 6036 nt
Organism: Schistosoma rodhaini
Lineage: Eukaryota; Metazoa; Platyhelminthes; Trematoda; Strigeidida; Schistosomatidae
Source: the annotation of a GenBank genome assembly
CUAAACCUAUUGUUUUAUGUUACUUUAAAUUGCGUGAAAUGUCCUUGGAAUUUUCGUCUCCACUCGGUCAGUCAACCAAUGUGGAGCGAAAGCUGGAGAGCAAUAAAUUGAAAAACUUUGGUUUUCUCGUACCUCACAUUUUUGAGUUUGAGAAUGAAUUACAAGAGCUUUUAUUUGAGAUUGAUAUGCUUAUUGAAAAGAAGAAAUGUGAGUGGGAAGGAGAUCUCCAAGCCCUUGAAAGAAAGCUGUCGAUUAAGGUGUCUGAAAAUAACAGGCUACAGGGUCUUGUUAACGAAAAAGAAAGGGAUUUACAAGAUGCUUUUAGGCGCCUUGAAAUGGUUGAAUCUAAAGAUCAAAGAAUGUGUUAUGGCAAACAAAUUGAGGAAUUAAGUCACAAGGUUGACGCCAUGAAAGCUAGUUACAGUAAUCUUCAAAGUAAAUAUCAAAAGCAAUUAGCUGCAGAAAAAAGUGAUUUCUCAAUGCAUCUACGUAAUCUAGAGACUGAAAAUGAAGCUCUAAAAGCUGAGUACGAGAGAUUAAGGUGCGUUAUUUACUCUUCGGUUAAAUAUUCAAGUUUACAGAAUAAUUACUUUAAAGUGUACCUCAUUGUGGAUUUCAUGUUUGGACAUGAAUAGUGAAAUGUAGUAAGUGAAUGAAUAUAUGCGGUAGCCACAAUAAAAUGAGACAGUUAUAGAGAUUCGAAAGCAAGCUAAUUUCCGCUUCUGAUUACUUGAUAUUUUAGUUAAGCAAAGUCGAACUUCUAAUCAUACUUCAUAUUGGGGCAACUUGUCUCUUUAUUGUUAUUCUCUGACUUAAUUCAAAUUAUCACACCUUGUCUUUCACCAAGAAGAUGUUUUCUGCAGUGCACGCUAAAUAAAAAGGUGUGCCCAUUGACUUCUUGUCCUGUCGGUAACAUACAAUCAUUAGGCCGGAUUUUAUUAUUCAGCAUGACAUUAAUAUGAAUACUUGGUAAAGGUUUCAACCAACUUAAAAAUUCAUCGACUUGUAAAUUCUGAGCAACCUUUGUCGUAUUUAAAUUUUUUUCUUGUUUCUAUUUAAUGAUACGAAAAAACCUCGUCUGAUUUACGACUCAUGAGCUGUGUAAUUUUCUGUAAGGAUGUUUAUAUUUCACAUUUAUUGUUAUUUCUAAUAGACUAAAAGUUAAGCUUUUUGAUUCCUAUUUUCUAAAACUAAUAUUCGACCUCAAGGUACAACGUUUGACAGAAGACAGAUGGUAUGGUUCAUUAGGCAGUCAUUCUAGCUAGUCCUGUUUGUGAAACUCACAAAAUAAAAGUACCAUUAUCCUACCAUAUGGGUGAUGAUGCUUUAGGACUGAUGAACACCUAUUUUUACUUUAACACAGAAUUAAAUGGCUCAAAUGUUUGGUCGUUCUACUUACUUAUAUAAACCGCACAUAACCUGUUUAUCUCAUAAGUUGCAGUAAUCACCUCUUUUUUCAUGACUUUAUUACACGGAAGGGAUUGAAAAAAAACCUAAUGAUAUUCUCGUGAUGAUUCUAUGCGCGAUCAUAGUUUCACCGUUUUAUGUUUUUUCACUGAGUGUGAAGUUCAAAUGCCACCAUUUCUACCUCAUUUUUGUUAGCCACACACCAGUUAUGAAAGACGCAUGAUAAUGCUAGUAGUCAGAUACGUUUAAUCUAGUCCUAUAAUUUUUAAAUAGCUAUUUUCCUAUUUGGAAAGAAAGAACUGACGCUGAUUUCUAAUAUGUUAAUUUGUAGAUUCCACUAUCAAAGCAACCCAUUGUGCCACUGAAUGAAAAUAAACAGGAUUUAUCGGAUACAAUUUUUUUCAACGAAAUCCUUCACUUAAGCUGUACAUUCGUAUUUAUAGUUUGACAAAUAUAUAUGUCUAUAGAAAAAUAGAAAAGCUUGCAUUUGAAAUCAUUUUAUGAUUCAAUUUUUUCCAUUUUUCUGUAGACAUAUAUGUUUAUUAAACAACUAUAAAUACGAAUGUAUAGCUUAAGUAAGUGAUUUGGUCGAAAACAAAAUUUUCUCUGUUGAGUUAACCAUUAUUUCUCAACUUCAGUCUAUGUAGUUAACUUAUAUAUUGAACACAGGUUUUGUACUCAGGUUUGAGCCGCAUAGAGUAUGUUGACAUGAGUAGGAAUACCCAGCUACUCAAAGCUAAUAGGUGAAGCGGGUUCAAAUCUGGGAUCUAUAGGUUACUGUGCGAAUCCAAAGUUUUCGAAGAGCGUUAGCACUAGGUUUUUGAAAAACUAAAGUGCCUUACUGAAAUUUGAUUGAGUUUUAUAGACUUUAAUGAAACAUAGCCUUUAGCAUUCGUAAAAUUUGAGAUAAAACCUAUUUUCUCUCAUUUACAAUAUUCAAUCUCGCUCAAACUGUUUAUGGUUCAUAAUGUUUAUAUUAGUUUAUGUUUCGUUUAAAUUUGGAUUGGAUUUUCGAGUGAUUUCUAGACUUCAUUAUGAGUUAUUGUUUAAUCCAUUUUACCAUAACUUUUAAAGAUUUUCUGUAGAUUUUAGUUUCUUGCUAUCUUCGUAGAUAUCUUACAUAGAUUAACUCGCCUUAUUCGUUUAUCUUCACAGUUUCUUGUUGAACUUUCUGAUUGUUAUUGUAUGAAUGAAGUUUAACACUAACUGUUUACUGAAUACUUUGAAUGUAACCUUAUGAAGUGACAGCUUAGGAAAUUUUGCGUACGUAUAUGUUCUGUGCUAACUUUUUAUUGCAAUUUUUUAAGGAACUACACAAUGUGGUGUUACACAAAUUACAAGUCAACCAUUGUCUAUUUCAAAAACAGGGUCAAUGCAUCGACUAUUAGGUUAUUACUUAUUAAAUUAAAACUAAGGUACAAAUCAGUCAAACAACUCAAACCAUAUUCAAUAUAACUAAUUCCCUUAAUUUUUCCGUUUGUAGACUACCAUUUUAUCAUUCUAGUGAAUUUGUUUAUUCAAUAUAGUUAUAUUCAAGUGACCUGGUUUCAAUAAAACAUUUAGGUAUUUAGCUUUAACCAAGAAGUCAAGGUAGAAUCUUGGAAUCAAUAUUAGAUCAUACUUAAAACGUUGUUUGUCCUUUUCCAACUUGUAAUCUAGACAAAAAAAUGAACAGAUUAUUUCAUCACUGAAACAACAGUUGGCAGACCAAAAAAGUGACACAAUUGAUAUUCAGAAACGGUAUGAUGAACUGCAAUCUCAAUUUGAGGUGAAAUUACAAGAAGAAGCCAAUCAAAAGAAUAACAUUAAAGAGAUGAAAGAAGAACAUCAAUCAGCUAUUGACAAACUUAGUAAACAGCUAAAUGAUCAUAAAAAUACAAUUAAGCUUCAGGCUGAAGAAUUAAUGAUCACUAAAGCAUCACUCACAAAUAAAAUUUCGGAAAUUCAUCGCCUUCCUCAUGAAGCUGAAAUGAAAAAAUCGGUUAUAAAUGGUUCUCAGAAAUCUGUAAAGCGUUUAGAAAAAACUGUGGCAAAGCAUUUAAACUUACUGUCACAUCGAAAACACAAUUCGACACCCAAUAUAUCAGUUAAACAUGGACCAACUUCAUUUACUGACUUAUCAUCACCAUUACAACAGCUGCAGCAACCUCUCAAUGAUCAAGAAGAAAUUACUCAUAAAGUUAAGUACUUGGAAAAUCAAUUAAGUGAAGCUAAUAAUACCCUCAUAGAUAAAAUGUUAGAAAUAAGUCGACUUGAAAAUACAUGUCAAGUAGCAUCUGCUACAAUUCGUCGUCUAGUGGAAUCCAAAGCAUGUUCUAAUGGUCAAACUAAGUCUCUGGAAACUUCCAUUGAUGAAGCCCGUGAAAAAGUGAGAAAUUUUGAAAGAAGGUUAUCUUUCGUUGAAGAGAAUUUGUCGUCUAAAUUAUCCAAAACAAUAUCUGAAAUAUGUCGACUUAAAAAAUAUGUUUAUCAAAUUCAAGCUUCCAGAUCAUAUGAAAUAAAUCGGGCGCCAAGAAAUUGUACUUCAGAUAAAGGUGUACAAACAAGUGACUAUUUACUGCCCAAUGAUGAACUAAUCAAACUAACAACUACUUUAGCCCUCAAUGAUACGCAGUCAGAAAAUCCCACUUCAUCCAACCUGUUAACAGAUAAGAAAGAGUUGGAUAAAAUGCCUAAUAAUUGUUGUGCUGAUCUGAAUUCAACGCUAUUUAUCAAUCAAUCAAAUAGUAGUAUCCAUCGUAAAACUCUUAACACUCCAGUAGAUCUAGUCAGUAAGCAAAUUGAAAUGGGAGUCAAUCACUCUCAGGUUCAAAUUAAUCAAGGAAACAAAAACUGUUCAAAUUUUAAACAAGAUUUUCACAGUAACGUCAGUUUACUUGGUAAUUCGACGGAUAUUUGUAAUGGGUCCAAAAAUUCUGAACAGUUGGUACAAAUUAUACCAAACAAAAUGUUUAAAAAUAAAGAUGAAAUACAAAUGUUGGCAGUCAGCGAGUCUGAUGUUGUUACAUCAUACAAACCAAUACCAUCGGUACGCUUUAAACUGUUGUCACCUUCGGAUGGUAAUAAUGAUGACAUCAAUUCAAACGAAAAUGAAUUAAUCGAUCUAGAUAAAAAUGUCUAUAAAACUAUUUCGGAACCCACACUAUUGACGUUAAAUUCAUCAGCAUCUGAAAUAUCAAAAUUCGCCAAAAUCAAUGAAAUUAUUGUUAAUUCAUUUCCAAAUUCAAGUUUGAAUUAUCCUACUGAUUCAAUUAGAAUUGUAUCUACAAGUGUCCCUCACUUUUCUGUUUACACACAAGAUAGUACAUUUGUUGAAUCAGAUACAAAUUUUCAGUGUUAUAAAUCAAUGAAUUUGUCAAAUGAAGAGCAGUCAUCAUCAUUUGAAAAGAAGGUAAAUCAUUAUCUGCCAUCAUAUUGUUCAACAUUAAUAUCAUCAUCAUCACCAUCAUCAUCAAUAUCAUUAUACCAGUCUCAAAUUAAUAAUGAUAAUUUAAAUGAAGAAGAUACAGAUGUUUAUAAUUUAGCUGCACAAUUUUUAGUUGAUGAACAAAAACAUUCCAUGUUAUUAGAACAACAAAUUGAUGCACAUUUGAAAUGUUUACAAGAACAUGCUGAACAUUUCAAUGAAUUAUAUUAAAUUACAUAUUUUUUAAUAUAUAUAUAUAUUGUUUUCAUUUUAUUUUGAUACAAGUCAAUCUUUUGUUUUAUACCAUGGUUGUGUUUCUAUAUCUACUAAUAACUUUAAAUGUUAGUAGUAUUUCUUAUUAGAAUACAAUUUUGUGAACGUACAUUAAAAUUGUAUACAAUUUAAUGUAUUAAAUUAUAUCUUAAAUCCUAUUCCACAUAUCAAUCGGAUAAAUAAAUUAAAACUGUUUUCCAGUACAAUUUUUUUUAUAGAAAAAAAGUAAUCUUCAACUGUGAUAUAUCUAUAUAUUCAAUAUUUGACCUCGUUUUAACAGUUUACAAGACUUACCCUUUUAUGGGAUAAGUGCAUGUAUAUGUAUAAUGCAUUCUUUUACCCUUGGUGUUGGAUUGUUUAUAUUGAUUUGUUUGUUGUUGUUUCAGUGUAACAAACACACACACACACACUUCUGAACACAAUGUUUAACAAAUAGGCUUUCCUACGGAUGAAUGCACAAAUCUACACAUCGAUUUAUUAGUAAAUUAACCAGCUUACACAGACAAGCACAUUAAAUGAUUAUGAGAAUUUGAAUGUUUCUCAACAGGCAGAUAUGUUUUCAUAUUUAUCAAGUUUUAUUAUGAAUUAAUAUCUAUCAAUUUUAUAAUAUUGUGAAAAAUAAUAAUCUCUUACAAUCUAUAAACAUAUAAUGAUGUAUCAUAUGUUCUUUCAAAAAUAAAUAUCCAGAGGAUGAACAACUAGGAUUUUCUUUUUACACUCUAAUGUCACAUUUACCUCAACGCUUAUCAGUCACUAUCUUCUUUUCCAUUCUUCCUCUGGGGGACAUUUUGUUAUUCACUUUUUAUAUUUGAGAUAGCUUAUUUUAUACAAUCUUUUACUGUUUGUCAAGUAGGUUUUUUAAACGGUAAAUUUUAAUGUAAUCAAAAUAUCAGUCUUUUUUCCUUUAUUUUUUGUAAUAUGAAACCAGUUAAAAGACGUCUGUGUUCCAA